CUCGGCGUCGGGGCAGGGCCGGCUGCCCGCGUCUGCCAGUCUGCCCCGGUUGCUAGGCUCCCCGAGAGGGCAGGACUUCUGGGUGUGCUCGGGGCAACGGCCGCCGGGGCCCGACACCUAGGCAGGUCCUCACCGGAGGCCUCAGAGGGAGGGGAGGCGUGGCGCCGGCUCCCGGCUUUUUCGUGGUCGCUCCUCUCCAGCUGCCCUUUCCAAACUUUCAAAAGAUGCGGCCGGACUCCGCCCCCAGCCUCCCGCGCCUCCGCCGCCGCCCCUGAGCAAAUGCAGAAGGGAGCCGCGGGCCCGGCGGGGCGGGGCGAGGGGAGGCCGGCCCUAUCGGAGCCCAGGUGGCCCCGCCUCCCGGGGGCGCAAGCCGGCGGUGGCCGCGGAGCUGCGCGCUAGUUCCUCGCUCGCCGCUGGUGCCGGCAGCGAGCUAUGUCCGGGAGCCGCGUCCUCGGACCCGGGCUCCGGCCGCGCGCGUAGGAAGCAGCCGCAGCAGCAACUGCCAAGCAGUUAGCUGUCCAUGGCCCUUCGCCUGGCGGAGCAGGACCGGACGAGGGGACCCCCGCGCCUUCUCCGCCGCCGCCCGCCCCCACCCGAGAGUGAUGGGCAACACCGCUCACAAGACGCUACCAGACACGAGUCACCAGGCUCGUUUGUUAUCCAACCGGCCUUGUUACACGCUGCCCACCAGCAGCCAUGAUCGGCGCUCCAUCCUGGCCAUCACCGAGCCCCCGCGGUUCCACCCCCAGGCCAAGGGCAAGAACGUGCGGCUGGACUCCCAUUCCCGCAAGGCCACCCGGAGGAACAGUUUCUGCAAUGGGGUCACGUUCACUAACCGGCCCAUCCACCUCUAUGAGAAGGUCCGGCUGAAGCUGGUGGCUGUGCACCACGGGUGGAGCGGGGCCCUGCGCUUCGGCUUCACCAUCCAUGACCCGUCGCAGAUGAACUCGGACGACAUACCAAAGUACGCCUGCCCAGAUCUGGUGACCAGGCCCGGCUACUGGGCCAAAGCUCUGCCAGAGAGGUUCGCCCUGCGGGACAACGUCCUGGCCUACUGGGUCGACCGCCACGGGAGAGUGUUUUACAGCAUCAACGAUGAGGACCCGAUACUGUUUCACUGUGGCAUUAAGGUCUCUGGGCCCCUGUGGGCUCUCAUCGAUGUUUAUGGAAUCACCCAUGAAGUGCAGAUCCUAGAUAGCAUGUUUGCCGAGACCAUGGCCUCCUCUCGUCUCAGCAACACUCGCUUCAGCACUUGCAUCCCACAAAGUAACCACGACUCGGCCAACUUCAACAACAAUGAACUGGAGAACAACCAGGUAGUAGCCAAAAUCAGCAACCUGAACCUGAGCCGGGUCCCAGGAGUGUCCACAGACAACCACGUUAUACCCUGUUGUCCCAGCAGGCGCUCUCGGGGUCAUGGAGUCCCAGCCUUCCUAGAUACCGACCUCCACUUCCACCCCACCCGAGGGCCCGACGUCACUUUCUCUCAGGACCGCAUGGCCGCCUGCACCAAUUGGCAGGAGAGCAACAGGACCUUGGUGUUUUCGGACCGGCCUUUGCACAUCGGGGAGAGCCUCUUUGUGGAGGUCGGACACUUGGGGCUGCCCUAUUAUGGGGCUCUCUCCUUUGGCAUCACUUCCUGUGACCCGGGGACCUUAAGGACCAAUGAGCUCCCGGCGGAUCCUGACUCCCUGUUGGAUCGCAAGGAGUACUGGGUGGUCUACCGAGCGUUCCCCAUCCUCAACAGUGGGGAUGUCCUCAAUUUCAUGGUCUUGCCAAACGGGGAAGUGCACCACGGCGUCAAUGGCAACAACCGAGGAAUGCUGAUGUGCGUGGAUACCUCACAGUCCCUCUGGGUGUUUUUUACAAUUCACGGAGUUAUCAAUCAGCUCAAGAUUUUGGGUACAUUGCAGUCUAGCCCAGUGACUGCUUCUCCCUCAGGAUCCCCCAGCGGCUCACAGUACGACAGUGACUCAGACAUGGCCUUCAGUGUGAACAGGUCCUCCUCAGCUUCUGAGUCCUCACUGGUGACUGCUCCAAGCUCCCCUCUGAGCCCUCCCACAUCACCUGCAUUCUCCCCUCCGGAGCCUCCGAGCAACAAGAAUGGCGAGUGCACCAUUUGCUUUGACAGUGAAGUAGACAUGGUCAUCUACACCUGUGGCCACAUGUGCCUCUGCCACACCUGCGGUCUUAAACUGAGGAAGCAGCCCAAUGCCUGCUGCCCCAUCUGCCGGCGCACCAUCAAGGACGUCAUUAAGAUCUACCGGCCUUAGCCCCUCCAUCACACCCCAAGCCCACCGCUGCUCAGGUGGGCAAAGGGGCUUUGCUAAACAAAACAGAACCAUGCCUUGCCACCCACUGCCAGUGACUGGUCCUAUGCCAAGAGGUUUACCCAUCUCUUCUGAAGCAUUUUUAAUGGUAGGAAAAGUCAGGGAUCUGCCCUAGCUAAGGGACUUGGCAGAGGGUCUGAGGGAAGAAGGGUAGCUGCUUUUGGUGAUCUAGUGCUUCUCCUAAAGAUACCGUCCUAUAGAUGAUCACAGGCACUGUCACAUGUAAUCACUGUAGCAUAUGUACUUGCUUUCUCUAAGGCCCAGCCUUGCCCAGCUGGGAAAAUGGCAGACUUUGUGCAAUGCUUCUUGGAGAUAGUUUGGUUGAGUGUGUGUGAUACAGGAAAGAGAAGUUGGGGGACAAUGAAAGGAGAAAAAAAAAGGAGAGAAUGAGAGAGUGAGAGGGAGGGUGUAUGAGUGUGAGAGAGAAGGAGGAAGAGUAUAUAAGAGAGAGAGAAUGAAUGUGUAUGAAUUCUAAGCUACUGGAGGUGGGAGCUCCUUGUUCCACUGAGCCGUCCCUGCUGUCCUCCAAGCUCUCUCCAGAAGCCCUCAAUCAGGAGCUUCUCAAAGAACAUCCAAGGAAUUGAGGACCAGCUACAAUCAAGGGCUUGUGUCCUUUUCCAUGUUUUCUCCUUCCUCAGAAGCUAUUGGAUGAGUGACUGUUGAACAUUUUCAGUUUUUACCCAACCAGAAAUAUUACUUGGAUAAUAAUAUUUGAGAAGGAAACUUAGAUCAUCAAUGCACUGUUUACAACCCCAGAUAUGAACAGUUGUGUCUGGGUGCUUAGUUUUUUAAAAAAGCAACUUGUUGGAUUUUGAUUUUUGGUUUGUUUUCUCUUUUUAUCUCCAUCUUUUGAGAGUGAUUUCACCAGUCCCAGGGUGCAGCAGAGCUAGAGCUCUGACCUCUCCCAGAAGAUGUAUUACCCUCACAGCUGCUCUGCAGAAUAGAAUAUUAUGCACCGUGCACCUUCCCCCAUUCCCCCAGUCUCCAAAUACUUUUAAGAAUAUUAUCUUCUUAAUCUUUAUAAUUAGGAGGCCCUCCAUAAAGCAGAAACUGAAAUAGAGAGGCAGGGGCCUGCUCAGAGGUCAUUUGAUAGCUUAGCUAAAACCCCUUAGAUACUUCAGUUCACUACUUCAGCCACUUGCCCCAGGGUUGACAAUCUGGGGUACAUAAGGUGAUGUUCAGUAGUAAAGCCCAGGGUCCAUUCUCCAACCUCGGAUAAAUUUAGAAGAGGAAGAGUUUGUUUUUAUUGGUUUCCCAUUAACUUCCCUCCUGGGCCUCCAUGCUACCUAGCCCCUCUAUCCUAGUCAUGCUGUCAGUUAACUGUCAACUAAUCUCUAGUGGAUUGUCAGCUUUUAAGGUGUUAACUGAUAAUUAUGGCAUCAGCUGACAAUCUUGAAGUGGGACCCUCUUCGUUGCAUUUUUUUAAGGAGGAUUGUUUAAGAUUAGCUGACCUUCCUUGAGGAACAGGGUCUAACUUUACCACAUUUCUUUUCCUGAUCAUCCUGUUACUGCUACCAGAGAGAUCCUGAAGUGACAUUGGGCAUAUCAUGGGUCCUUGUUCAAGAUGCUCUUCUUGAGUCAUCCACCCGAUUACCCAGGGGAGCAAAUCAAUAAAAAUGUACCGACUGGCCUCUGCCAUAGUCCAUGCUGCUUUUCCUUUUAAAGGAAGUCAUUUCCCAAGAGUCGCAGAGAUUAGGGAAUUAAGGAUUAUUGCAUGAGAGCCAGCAAGAUCUAUUUGGGAGCUCUCUUUGGAGAACUGGCAAGAGUGCUAACCUGGGAUUCAGAAGAUGCCCCCUUCCUGCUCUGCCUCCAGAUUCCAGGCUCAUUUCUGCUUUUAACUCAUUGUGGAGGGUUUAGUCAAGGCAUGUCAUUGCGCCUAGGUUUUCUCAUCUGUCAAAUGGGGAUAAUAAUGCCUUUCCCACCUGCCUUGCAAAGGCUAUCAUGAUGAUCAACUUAGAUAUAGGAUAUGAAAGAUAAUAAAGAUAAAUAGAUGUGUAAGAGAUGCUUCUUUUGACACUAAAUCUCAGUCAACUCAAUUUUUCCAGAAGGAAGACAAGUAGAAAUGGAAGAGGAAGUUGUCAAUUAGUUUUGGUUCCUUAGGUUCUUGUAUCCUAGGUAGGGUGUAAGGAAGAGAGCAGAUCUUCAAUUAAAACCUUAUUUGGUAGAAUUUCUGUAUGUUCUUCCUUUUUCCUAACUCAUUCAGAGACCAGGCAGUGAUUGAUCCCCAGUGGCAGCAGGAGAGCUCGGCCAAGGGCUGUCGAGCUGAGAGGCUGUGAAUGAAAAACAAUUCUGUCAAGUUGAGUUAAAAUGAGGUGUAAAAAGAAAUGGCCAAGAGAUCUACCAAGUUCUCACUCAGCCUUUUUAUUGAUGUUUUCGAAGAGCUACCUCCCCAGUCUUCCUGAGACUAGAAGACAAGGCAGACCGUGCCUUCCACCCUUUCUGUUAGAAGCAAUGUCAGAAUUAUGUUCGCUGAGAGACAGGCUGGCAGAGUGGCUACACAUCUGACCUUGGUAUCAGGAAGACCUAAAUCGACCUAAAAUUGACUAUACGAACUUGGGCAAAUUAACCUGUCGGUGCCCCCAGCCAAAUGGACCUUGUGACUCUUCAAAGAAAGAGUAAAUUAUGCCCACCGUAGCUUCUAUAUUGUGUAUGUGUCUUUGUACACUGAGUCUCUGAAAAAUAGUAAACCAAUACGUAGUAUAUAUGGUCAUUCAGUUGGAUUCACCAGAACAGCCCAUUUCCCAGGAGUGUCAGAUAAUAGAGAACUUGACUGUAUAUUUCAAGGGGACUUUGAUUUAAAAAGAGAAAAUAGUUGACUGUUAUCCCAUUGUUUUUCUGCUUAUAUUCUUCAUGCAAGCAUUUGUCAGUGCUUAUUGCCAUCCCUUUGCCUCAGUUUCCACAGCUGUACUAUGAGGGAGUUAGAUUAAGAGCCUGUGGUGACUCUGACUCCUGGCAUAGGAACUUUGAGACCCUCAGAUGUGUGAAAAACAUAGUUGUGUGCAAUACAUUUCAUUAAGGUGUGCACCCAUUGAAUUUUAUUGUUUUUAAGGCAAACAUUUAUUGCCUAAUCAUAAAGGACAUUAUUUUUAGUUAUCAAACCAAAGAUACUAAAAAAAUGUAAUGAAAUUAAAAUUAUUUUUCUAAAAAUAACAGCUAAACCUCACUUAGAAAUACAAAAUUUUAAAGAGAGAAAAAUACCAAUUUUUUCUUAGAUUUUAGAAUUUGCCCGAGCACAGUCAGCAUAUCCUAUGUAUGAGAGCCCACAGUCAGGAAGACUGAUGGUGAACAUCUUUUUCCCCUCUGGUUCCCCAUCCUACCAACUCUUAUUUCGGCCCUAGUUACAGCAUUAGCGCCACUUUGAUCCUUAAGUGCAGAGAUUUGGAAACUAUUAAAGGGUGGCCUGGGCAGCUGAGAGCAUCACAGGCACUGCUCCCGAUGACCUGCUAUGUGAGGAGAAAAUGAGACAAUGGCCUGUUUUAACCUGCCUAGUCACUGCCAUAAAUAGCCUCAGCAUCUGAAGAGGAACUGGGGGCUGGGGGGCUGGGGUUUGCUUGCGGUUUCUUUUUAAACCAGGCAUUGUUCAGGGCCUGAAGAACUUCCUUUUUUUUUUUCUUUAAUAAAUUAACCACUAAAGUUCCCUCAGUCGCUGCGCUUGAUGGCCAGUGGAUAUUCUCCCUCAAUGGUGCUGCCUGGUAUUUCUCUUGCUUCUUUGUAAUACACAGAAUAGCCCUCUUUGCCCAGGGUGAGCAGGAUGUGGUAUACUGCUGUUCAUGGACUCUGCUUUAAAAGGGAAGGAAAAAUUUUUAUUCAUGACAUUUUUUUAAACCUGGAAUGGAAGAGCAAAAGGUUUUGGCAUUGAGGAAGAACAUGGGCCCAAAGGCUUAUUAUAGAAUUUUAUGCAAUGAAGAACAGCAGCAUAGGAGAAUGAAAAGAACGGAACCCAGAGUUCAAAGGCUGAGUUUUAAUUCCAUCUCUGCCCUUCAUGCCCUGUAGAGCUGGACUACUUUGUUGUCUUCUCCGCCUCAGUUUCCCCAGCUGUAUUAUGAGGGAGGUAGAUUUAAGGUCUAGUGGUUCUGUGGUUAUAACUCUUGUCCUUCCAGAUGUGUCAAAGAGCCUACAUUAAGCUAUUGAAGGAUAGGAAUUGGGCUGUGCCUUAAUCUUGCUAAUGUGUUUCCUUCAUGCAUCAGUGAGCUAUGUCCAAUUUUGGUAUGAUUAAGGGAAAGAAGAGAAUUUGGAGUUCAGAAGACCAGAGGGCUGGGCUUGAAUUUCAAAUCUGCCUCUUGCUUGACCUUGGGCAAGUAGCUUAAUAAUUAAUAAUGAGUGAUAUUUACAUAACACUAAUUUGCAAAGCACUUUACAUAUGUUAUCUGAUCUGAGCCUUGCCACAGCCCAGUGAGUUAGAGACUGGAGAUAUUAUGUUCAUUCUACAAAAAGAUCAAACUAAGAUUCAAAAGCUCCAUGACUUACCAGCAAUGUCAGAGGUAACAUUCAAGCCCAUAUCUGUCAGUACUGUUCAGUACCAUAACCACUUUGCCACACUGCCUCUCAUCCCCUGUAGAUACCAGUUUCCUUAAGGGUGAAAACUAGAGGGUCUCCAGAGUCCGUCCCAGUUCUCAAUUCUCUGUUCCUAAAGUAGCUGGAAACAGCAUCAAAUAAAUGCACUUAAGUCAAUACCAGGAGGCCCUUUGUUUGGGGUUUUGUGGCUAGUGUAGAUUGGGCCUGGUGGUUGAAUCUAGAAUUUCUAACAGAAGGUUUGCCCCUAGAAUUACUUUGAGAAUUCCUCUUUUAAGGUCUUUUGAAUGUAUUCCAAUCCUGAGAAAGCCAAACUCAGCUCUCACCAAUAUAAUCUGCCAGCUACGGCUCCACUCUUUUCCCUUCCUGCUGAGUAGUGCACAGAGUCGGGACUGAUAUUGUAUGCAUGGGUUACCAAUGGUCUUGUAUAUCCCAAGCACCAAACAGUUGAUGGAUCUUGUUCCACAAGGUCGGAAUCAGUUCUGUCUCUAAGAUUGGGCAAACCAGGAGAAACAAUGGGGCUUUGCGAAAGACUAAAUGAAGGACUAGAGAGAUAAAACUAGGAAGAGAUUUUGCAAGGGCUUAGACAACUUGCUUUGUACUUUGCUGAACAUUUCUAGAGAAAUUCUGGUUCUCAUAUCCCAGUAUUGUUGGAAAAAACUGAGCUUGACUUAAUGCCAUUCGUUGAAUUUGGCUGCUUGAAAGAGAGACAAUGGAGGUAGAUGGACAUGACUUUCUGGUGAUUUGGGAUCCAGACUUAGAACCUGCACCUCCAGUCUCUCAUCAUUACCAGUUCCAUUCCUAAUCUCUAACAGUCUUAAAAAGUAGAGAGUGCCUCAAAGGCAGCCUGGAGGCCAGUGCUAGGACAAGAAAAGACUGAUGGGUCCACAAGAAUCUGACCUCUUUGGAAUAGCUGUUCUCCCUCACUCCAGGGCCCCUGAGAAAAUGAUUUCUCCCACACUGUAGAUCAGAAGGUCAGAAAAAAAGGAAACAAGCCUUCCCAGAGAUCCAAUGCAGGCAGCCAGCUCAGCCUUCCCAGAAUGAUCAGGUUCUGACUGGACUGUGGUAGCUGUGCCUUUGAAAAGGGGUGGGUCUCGAAUCAUUUGGUACAAAUGAUUCCCUGAAGGGUAUUUUUUUCCUUUUUGCUGCUUUGUGGUCCUUCCCAAUGGAAUUAUUUGGCAGUGCUUUUACAUCCAUGGCUAUUCCAGGUCUGCUGUCCUCCAGAACAACUGUCCUUUAUGGCCAUAGCCCCCAACUUGCAACUCAACUAGUUUCCUCUAAUCCUUAAAAUAGGUUUAAUUUCUACUCUCCUACUUCUUUCUCCUUGACUCAUUCUUAGUCAUUUAUUCCUUAUGGGAUAGCCAUAUAUAGAGAGAUAUAAAUAUAUAUAUAUAUAUAUAUAUGUACAUAUGCACAUAUAUAAGCUACAUAUGUGUGUAUAUAUAAUCUAUAUAUGUGAAUAAGCCUCAGAAUCAGUGAGUAAAUAGAGAACAGUCAAGAAUGAAGGCCGGUUCUCUAACUAAUAUUAGCUUGUUUAAUCCUGGGCAAGUCACUUAUGCCUUUUAAUAUCCCAACGAAAUCUGACUAAUUUGAAGAGCAGUUAUAGAUCUGCAACGGUACAGGUUGUUUCAUCUGAAGUUCCCAAUACCACUAAAAAUACAAAUUUGGUCCAAAAAACUAAAACCUACCCAGUUAUACCAAGGGCAGGGCAGAAGACUAGCCCAUAUCUAAUUACAGCCCUUGGGAUAGAUAGCUGAAAAUCCUUGUCCCCAGCAGGGACUCCCAGGCUUAACCAUUCAGGAUAACAUUUAAGUCUAGAUAAUAGCUUGGAGGGCAAGUCUGGAGUGGACCUCACUCUGCCUUAUGACAUCUUGGUGCAGGUUUCUACAAGGCGGGGGGAGCCUCAGGUUCAGGAAAAGUAAGUCUCCUGAGGAUGAGUGGUUAAAAAAAAAAUUGUCUUUCUCCUUUGAUGUCUCUUAAAAUUCCUUGAUGAAAUGCUUGUACAGAAAUCUGUUUGUGCCUUAUGGGAGUGUCUGUGUACUUUUUAUCCUUUUUAAGCAACUUUAAAAAAAAGGGGGGGGGGAGAAU
Molecule: messenger RNA, 8930 nt
Organism: Sarcophilus harrisii (Tasmanian devil)
Lineage: Eukaryota; Metazoa; Chordata; Mammalia; Dasyuromorphia; Dasyuridae
Gene: NEURL1B
Product: neuralized E3 ubiquitin protein ligase 1B
Exons: 5
Coding region: 603-2273 (556 amino acids)
Biological process (GO): ubiquitin-dependent endocytosis
Cellular component (GO): early endosome
Molecular function (GO): ubiquitin protein ligase activity
Source: RefSeq, a predicted model, not a curated record